Neomonachus schauinslandi (Hawaiian monk seal) is the source of this 2495-nucleotide messenger RNA. It is a transcript of the gene CDH24, whose product is annotated as cadherin 24. The record is from RefSeq and is a predicted model, not a curated record. Gene Ontology annotation, molecular function: cadherin binding; calcium ion binding. Bases 123 to 2477 code for a protein of 784 amino acids. Gene Ontology annotation, biological process: homophilic cell-cell adhesion; cell morphogenesis; multicellular organism development. The transcript has 12 exons. NCBI's taxonomy places the organism in Eukaryota, Metazoa, Chordata, Mammalia, Carnivora, Phocidae. Gene Ontology annotation, cellular component: plasma membrane; adherens junction; catenin complex.
GCCCCUCGGCACUGCCAGGUGUGGAUCCAUGGGGUAGCCCCAACGCAUCUGCCCUUCUGCCCCAGCCAGCUCAUGCCUCAGUACCCGGGGACAGUGAACAGAGCCCUGGCUGGAGCCCAAACAUGUGGGGCCUGGUGAGGCUCCUGCUGGCCUGGCUGGGUGGCUGGGGCUGCAUGGGGCGCCUGGCAGCCCCCGCCCGGGCCUGGGCAGGAUCCCCGAGGGGCCCAGGACCAGUGCUGCUGCGGAACCGAAGGAGCUGGGUGUGGAACCAGUUCUUUGUCAUUGAGGAAUAUGCCGGUCCAGAGCCCGUCCUUAUUGGUAAGCUGCACUCGGAUGUGGACAGGGGCGAGGGCCGCACCAAGUACCUGCUGACCGGGGAGGGGGCAGGCACUGUAUUUGUGAUUGAUGAGGCCACAGGCAAUAUCCAUGUCACCAAGAGCCUGGACCGGGAGGAGAAGGCACAGUACGUGCUGCUUGCCCAAGCCGUGGACCGAGCCUCCAACCGGCCUCUGGAGCCCCCGUCAGAGUUUAUCAUCAAGGUGCAAGACAUUAAUGACAACCCACCUAUCUUUCCCCUCGGGCCCUACCACGCCACAGUGCCCGAGAUGUCCAAUGUCGGGACGUCAGUGAUCCAGGUGACUGCUCACGAUGCCGAUGACCCCAGCUACGGGAACAGCGCCAAGCUGGUGUACACUGUGUUGGAUGGACUGCCCUUCUUCUCUGUGGACCCCCAGACGGGAGUGGUGCGUACUGCCAUCCCCAACAUGGACCGGGAGACGCAGGAGGAGUUCUUGGUGGUGAUUCAGGCCAAGGACAUGGGCGGCCACAUGGGGGGGCUGUCGGGCAGCACUACGGUGACGGUCACCCUCAGCGAUGUCAACGACAACCCCCCCAAGUUCCCUCAGAGCCUAUACCAGUUCUCUGUGGUGGAGACGGCUGGGCCGGGCACCCUGGUAGGCCGGCUGCGAGCCCAGGACCCAGAUCUGGGGGACAACGCCCUCAUGGCGUACAGCAUCCUGGACGGAGAGGGGUCCGAAGCCUUCAGCAUCAGCACAGACUCCCAGGGUCGAGACGGGCUCCUCGCUGUCCGCAAGCCCCUGGACUUCGAGACCCGACGCUCCUAUUCCUUCCGCGUGGAGGCCACCAACACCCUCAUCGACCCAGCCUACCUGCGGCGAGGGCCCUUCAAGGACGUGGCCUCCGUGCGCGUGGCCGUGCAGGACGCCCCAGAGCCGCCUGCCUUCACCCAGGCUGCCUACCACCUGGCGGUGCCUGAGAACAAAGCUCCUGGGACGCUGGUGGGCCGAGUCUCAGCGGCAGACCUGGAUUCCCCAGCCAGCCCAAUCAGAUACUCCAUCCUCCCCCACUCCGAUCCAGAGCGCUGCUUCUCCAUCGAGCCCGAAGAUGGCACCAUCCGCACAGUGGUGCCCCUGGACCGCGAGGCUCGCAUCUGGCACAACCUCACAGUGCUGGCCACAGAGCUUGACAGCUCCGCACGGGCCUCCCGUGUGCAAGUGGCCAUCCAGAUCCUGGACGAGAAUGACAACGCUCCCCAGCUGGCUGAGCCCUACGACACCUUCGUGUGUGAUUCUGCAGCCCCCGGCCAGCUGAUUCAGGUCAUCCGGGCCCUGGACAGAGACGAGGUGGGCAACAGUAGCCGUGUCUCCCUUCAAGGUCCUCUGGGCCCCGAUGCCAACUUCACUGUCCGAGACAACCGAGAUGGCUCUGCCAGCCUGCUGCUGCCCUCUCGCCCUGCUCCGCCCCGCCAGGCCCCCUAUCUGGUUCCCAUAGCACUGUGGGACUGGGGGCAGCCAGCCCUGAGCAGCACUGCCACCGUGACAGUCAGCGUGUGCCGCUGCCGGCCUGAUGGCUCCGUGGCUUCCUGCCGGCCCGAGGCUCAGCUCUCACCCGCUGGGCUCAGCACUGGGGCCCUGCUUGCCAUCGUCACCUGUGUGGGCACCCUGCUCGCGCUGGCUGUGCUCUUCGCGGCCCUGCGGCGGCAGAAGCACGAAGCGCUGAUGGUGCUGGAGGAGGAGGACGUCCGCGAGAACAUCAUCACCUACGACGACGAGGGCGGCGGCGAAGAGGACACGGAGGCCUUCGACAUCAGCGCCCUGCAGAACCCCGAUGGGGCGGCCCCGCCCAACCCCGGGCCGCCGCCAACGCCCGCGCGCCGCGACGUCCUGCCCCGGGCCCGGGCGCCCCGCCAGCCCCGGCCCCCCGGCCCCGCCGACGUGGCCCAGCUCCUGGCGCUGCGGCUCCGCGAGGCGGACGACGACCCCAGCGUGCCGCCCUACGACUCGGUGCAGGUGUACGGCUACGAGGGCCGCGGCUCCUCCUGCGGCUCCCUCAGCUCGCUGGGCUCCGGCAGCGAGGCGGGGGGCGCCCCGGGCCCCGCCGAGCCGCCGGACGACUGGGGGCCGCUCUUCCACACCCUGGCCGAGCUGUAUGGGGCCAAGGAGCCCCUGGCCCCCUGAAAGCCGGCCCCAGCCCUG